AUGUAUGAUUUUGUAUUGGCGAUGCCCGAAGGAGUUUCCCUAAAGGGGGGGGGAAGCAUUAAUGGUGAAGCGGGAGGUGGAGAGUAUGGAGAUGGAGGAUGUGGAAAGUAUGGAGAUGGAGGAUGUGGAAAGUAUGGAGAUGGAGGAUGUGGAAAGUAUGGAGAUGGAGGAUGUGGAAAGUAUGGAGAUGGAGGAUGUGGAAAGUAUGGAGAUGGAGGAUGUGGAAAGUAUGGAGAUGGAGGAUGUGGAGAGUAUGGACCUUGGAGAGUGGGACAUGAUAGUGAUGAAGAGGAUGAUGAAGAGGGAGAGGACAGAGAAGAAGGUUUUGGGGGGUGUUGCGACGGUAUAAGCAUAUUACUGAGAAAAGAGGUUAUCUCUUGA
Lodderomyces oxycetoniae is the source of this 381-nucleotide messenger RNA. RefSeq lists its product as uncharacterized. NCBI's taxonomy places the organism in Eukaryota, Fungi, Ascomycota, Pichiomycetes, Serinales, Debaryomycetaceae. Bases 1 to 381 code for a protein of 126 amino acids. The transcript has 2 exons. The record is from RefSeq and is a predicted model, not a curated record.